AUGCCCAACAUUCACGACAUUUACAACAUUCACGACAUUCACAACAUUCCUACCAUUCACAACAUUUCAAACAUUUACGACAUUCACAACAUUCACGACAUUUACAACAUUCACAACAGUCCUAACAUUUCCAACAUUUACGACAUUCACAACAAUCCCAACAUUCACAACAUUUCCAACAUUCACAACAAUCCCAACAUUCACGACAUUUACAACAUUCACAACAGUCCUAACAUUUCCAACAUUUACGACAUUCACAACAAUCACAACAUUCACAAAAUUCCCAACAUUCACGAUAUUCCCAACAUUCACGACAUUUCCAACAUUCACGACAUUUCCAACAUUAACAACAUUGACGACAUUUACAACAUUCCAACCAUUCACAUCAUUGGUGACAUUCAUAACAUUCACUGCAUUCCCAACAUUGGCGAUAUUCACGAUAUUUCCAACAUUCACAAUAUUCCCAACAUUGCUGACAUUCCCAACAUUGGCGACAUUCACGAUAUUCCUAACAUUUACGACAUUCACAACAUUCCCUACAUUGGCGCCAUUCACGAUAUUCCCAACAUUCUAGAUAGUCACAACAUUGGCGACACUCAUAACAUUCCAAACAUUCACAUUAUUCCCAAUAUUCCUGGCAUUUAG
Messenger RNA from Mya arenaria, 645 nucleotides. Its product is annotated as homeobox-like protein HDP1. Lineage: Eukaryota; Metazoa; Mollusca; Bivalvia; Myida; Myidae. The record is from RefSeq and is a predicted model, not a curated record. The transcript has a single exon. The coding region runs from base 1 to 645 and encodes 214 amino acids.